This is a messenger RNA of Tinamus guttatus (white-throated tinamou), 1878 nucleotides long. The record is from RefSeq and is a predicted model, not a curated record. Lineage: Eukaryota; Metazoa; Chordata; Aves; Tinamiformes; Tinamidae.
UACUUUGCCAACCACUUCAUCAUGGGCGGCGAGAAGUUCGACUCGACGCACCCUGAGGGCUACCUCUUUGGCGAGAACAGCGACCUCAACUUCCUGGGCAACCGCCCUGUCCCGUUCCCCUACGCUGCUCCGCCUCCUCAGGAACCCGUGAAGACCCUCAGGAGCUUAAUCAACAUCCGCAAGGACACCCUGCGCCUUGUUAAGUGCUCGGAGGAGGUGAAGAUGCCAGGGGAGGAGGUGAGCAAGGCGAAGGUGCACUACAACGUGGAGUUCACCUUCGACACGGAUGCCCGUGUUGCCAUAACCAUCUACUACCAGGCGAGUGAGGAGUUCCAGAACGGGGUGGCGAGCUACAUCCCGAAGGACAACAGCCUGCAGUCGGAGACGGCGCACUACAAGCGGGGGGUGUGCCAGCAGUUCUGCAUGCCCUCGCACACCGUGGACCCCUCGGAGUGGCCGGAGGAGGAGCUGGGCUUCGACCUGGAGCGGGAGGUGUACCCCAUGGUGGUGCACGCCGUGGUGGAUGAAGGGGAUGAGCACAUGGGUCACUGUCACGUGCUGCUGGCCACUUUCGAGAAGCACGCCGACGGCACCUUCUGUGUGAAGCCCCUCAAGCAGAAGCAAGUGGUGGAUGGCGUGAGCUACCUCCUCCAGGAGAUCUACGGCAUAGAGAACAAGUACAACACGCAGGACUGCAAGGUGGCCGAGGACGAGGUGAGCGACAACAGCGCCGAGUGCGUCGUGUGCCUCUCGGACGUGCGUGACACCCUCAUCCUGCCCUGCCGCCACCUCUGCCUGUGCAACACGUGCGCCGACACGCUGCGCUACCAGGCCAACAACUGCCCCAUCUGCCGCCUGCCUUUCCGCGCCUUGCUGCAGAUCCGAGCCAUGAGGAAAAAGCUGGGCCCGCUGUCCCCCACCAGCUUCAACCCCAUCGUUGCCUCGCAGGCCUCCGACUCAGAGGAGCACUCGGUCAGUGCUGCGGUGGCUUCAUGUGGCACCUGGGGACACCACGGGCAGCAAAGACCCCGUCGGACGUGGCGUGGGGCUCCCGUGGGUGCAGGGCGGAUUGGGGUGGUUUUCCAGGCGCCGCUGGGAGCAGGUCCUGUGACGUCGCUGGUGCCCCCUGGCAGCCAGUGAAGCCCGGUGCUCUGUCCCCUGGCCAGGUCCAUCUCACAGAGCUCCUCCAUCCUGCCCGAAGAGGGUGACGAGAAGUCCUACAGCGAGUCGGAGGUCCGGAUUGUCCCAAGGAAGUCGCCCGCUCGGCACGAGGAGGAAUGUGGCGUGACGCCAGAGAGCGAGAACCUCACCCUGUCCUCGUCGGGAGCCAUUGACCAGUCCUCAUGCACCGGCACCCCACUCUCCUCCACCAUCUCAUCCCCAGAAGACCCAGUGAGCAGCAGUCUGGCCCAGUCCGUCAUGUCCAUGGCCUCCUCGCAGAGCCAGCACUCGCAGAUCAGCACUGACACCAUCUCCUCCAUGUCGGGCUCCUACAUUGCUCCUGGCACAGAGGAGGAGGGUGACAUGCUCCCGUCGCCAGCGGCGGCCAGCGCCGUGACCUCCGAAGGAGAGUCGACUCCUGUGGAAUCCCCGGAUCUCAACUUCGUCAGCAUCUCUGCCGAGGAGCGUGAUGCCGAGGGCAACGACGUGCUGGAGGACGAGGACACCUCUCCCACACAGGAAGACGGCCCGAGGACAGGCGCUUUCCUCGGUCUGCGGUGUGACAAUAACAAUGAUGUGGCCAUCGCGCACGUGAAAGCGCUGGACAAUAAACUGUGCUCUGAGGCCUGCUUACCUGGUGAGUGGCCACCUGCCGAACAUGAACUCGGGCUGGGGGCCGCCGGGUCGGACUCCUGCCCCAUCGACAUUGACGACUAG